UGGUAAAAUGUAAUUUUUUGCUUUACAAUUGCAAUUUCUUUUCUAUGCUUAAAAAGAAGGACCCAACAUGAAAACUAUAUGCUCUGCAAAAUAACCCCUUCAAUGUUGAAAUACUUACCCACAUUCACAAUAGCAGCAAGUUUGCUUUCACACAUAGAAAAAGAUAUUUGCGUAAAUAUGAUGGAAUUAGCAAGCCACAUAUUUUUAUUUUACUGUCUCUUUUUAUUCCAGAGUUCAACAGAGACCCCCACCACCAGCAGCAGGUGCAGCAGCACUGAGGAUGAAGAAACUCUGAGCAUGAGAGACAAAGAAGGUUUCAUCUGUGCCGUGUGCUUGGAUGUGUACUUCAGUCCUUACAUGUGUCACCCAUGCAACCACAUCUUCUGUGAGCCCUGUCUGAGGACACUUGCAAAGAACAAUUCCACCAAUACCCCCUGCCCUCUCUGCAGAACCGUCAUCACUCAUGUCUUCUUCCAAAAGGAGCUGAAUCAAACAGCAAAGACAUUCUUCCCCAAGGAAUACCUUUCCAGAAAGCAAAACUUUCAGAGAGCACCUUGCUCAAAGUGGCCUCUCCCAAGCUGCAGGAAGCUCUUCCGCAUCUUUCGAGGUUUCCAAAGGCAGUCAACCCCAAGUGUGAGACGCCAGUUCCCCCAUGGAGGAGGAUUCCCACUCGACACUCUCGACUUCGAGGAUGACUCUAGAGGCUGGCGUUUCGACAUGGACAUGGUCAUAAUCUACAUCUACUCAGUCAACUGGGUUAUUGGAUUUUUUAUAUUCUGCUUCCUUUGCUAUUUAUUCUUUCCUUCCUUUUGACAAUCUUGCCAACUGUGAUGGAACGACACAGAAAUGCAGCACAUUGAAGACUGAGGAGGAGAAAUGUAUUAUUUAAAGACGCACUAAAUGUAUUGUGGAAGAUGGAAGACCUGAGAAAUCAGUUUUAGCGAGAAGCCAAAGACUGAACUUCAAGUAGGUGCAAAAAUAAGAAUUUAAAAAAAGCAAAUUGUGUAGAUGAGACAUUUUGAACUAAAAUGUUCUGUUUUCUGACUUCAUCUGACCCACACACAGGGAAGCAAAGCCAAGUUAAUAAAUCAUUCAGGCUGCAGUGUUUAUUUUUGACCUGAUUCAGUUAUUGUUUAGACUAAAUUGGUAGGUGUAGUUGUUCAAAACCAAACAUUGAUUUCAAUUAUGAAAUACUUUAAAAAUGCAACAUAAAUAUUUUGUCCACAUGCAAGACCUAAUAAAGGAAAGUUUUUUGUUAA
Molecule: messenger RNA, 1259 nt
Organism: Gambusia affinis (western mosquitofish)
Lineage: Eukaryota; Metazoa; Chordata; Actinopteri; Cyprinodontiformes; Poeciliidae
Gene: rnf180a
Product: ring finger protein 180a
Exons: 3
Coding region: 79-813 (244 amino acids)
Biological process (GO): serotonin metabolic process; norepinephrine metabolic process; protein polyubiquitination
Cellular component (GO): endoplasmic reticulum membrane
Molecular function (GO): ubiquitin conjugating enzyme binding; ubiquitin protein ligase activity
Source: RefSeq, a predicted model, not a curated record